Molecule: messenger RNA, 1607 nt
Organism: Bipolaris sorokiniana ND90Pr
Lineage: Eukaryota; Fungi; Ascomycota; Dothideomycetes; Pleosporales; Pleosporaceae
Exons: 3
Coding region: 278-1492 (404 amino acids)
Source: RefSeq, a predicted model, not a curated record
UGCCGUCUCAAGCCACCGACCCAUCCGCCCGUCUCGCUAGCAAAGUAGCAGCCAUUGUACGAGUAGUGUGUGUAUUGGCUGCGGGCACCAGUGGGGUUCGCCUACCAAGCCUUCGGUGUCCCUCCCGACCAGUUGACCCAGUGGCCAGACUCUAGGGAUUUGGACACGACCUCGGCCUUGCACCCUCCACCCUCUGCUGCUCAACUGCACCACCACCACCAACAAAAAUCGCUCUCACUGUCACUGUCACUGUCACUGUCACUCACCAUCGCCAGCCAUGUCGACGCCUCCCAACCCUCCGGCCCAGGACAAGGCCAAGACGGGCCUGGGCAAAUAUGUUAAGAGAAUGAGCACCGUCUUCAAGAGGGACCGCUCCUCCAAGUCGCAACCGCCUGCCCCAGCCCCGGACGCUCCUUCCUCUUCUUCUGCUGCUGCUGCUGCUGUUGCAGCCCAACAACAACCACAACAACCACAACAACCACAGCAACAGCAACAGCAAAAGCAAAAACAGCAGGAGCAGCAACCUUCCUCCACAUCACCACCUCCACAGCAACAACAACAACAACAACAACAACAACAACAACAAGAAACCCCAUCCGUCGACAAUAAAAGCGCAAAGGACAUCACCACCUCUACUUCUACCCAGGCCAUCCCCGCCACCCCCGCUCCCGCCUCAAAAUCCUUGGACCGCAACGCCAUGCAGCAGGAGCGUGCCAGCGCUCUCUUUGCAAAGUAUGGCCUCACUCUCGAGUCUCAUGAGUGGAUCGCCGCCCCGGGCCCCAUGCCCCCUCUGCAGCGUGUCGAGAAGCCCAUUCGCAUGCGUGUCCACCGCACCUGCCACCGCUGCGGCACCCUCUAUGGCGCCGACAGGACCUGUGUCCAGUGCGAGCACAGGCGCUGCAAGAAGUGCCCUCGCUUUCCCAAGAAGAAGACGCCCGAGGAGAAGCAGGCCGAAAAGGACGCCCCCGACCAGCCAAAGAGAAAGCGCAUGCUUACCAUCCGCACCCGCGCUGGAGACGAACUCGUCUACCAGCCUACCAAGCAGCGCAUCAGACGCACCUGCCACAAGUGCUCCACCGUCUUCGUCCCUGCCAAAGCCGUCAUCUGCCAAAACUGCCAUCACGCCAGAUGCACAAAGUGUCCCCGCGAGCCCGCAAAACUCACCAAAUGGCCCGCCGGAUACCCCGGCGACGCCGAAGCAGACAGCGAAACAGAGGUCGAUAGGCAACUCGAGACGUUUAGGCGCACAUGGCGGAAACCAAGAACUAGGGUUCGCUGGCAGUGUGAAAAGUGCAACAGCCUCUUCCAAAAUCACCAGCCUCAGUGUCCAGGUUGCGGACACGAACGGUGCGAUCAGUGUACCAGAUCUCCUGUCAAGAAACCAAACAAGUCAGGUCAGUUCGAUGCCCAGGUGGUCGCAGCUGUCGAAGCCAAGCUCAGAGCCAUGGGCGUGGAUGACGAGGGGCCCUCUUCAGCUACAGAGGCUACUUGAUCCUCUGCCAUUUGCUAUGCUGACUAUGAUGCCUGUUUGCUCGUUUUGUUUCUGCAGUUACCUUGACCAAUUCCAAUUCUUUGCCCUUUUCCCCUUCUCAACUAUCAUCGACCGU